GCCUUCUCUCUCUCUCUCUCUCUCUUUCUAAAUAUUUAACAGUAAAACCACACCUCUCCAUCGAGAGAAAAGAAUCUCUAUUGAGCACAGUAAAACACUACCCAUCAUCAUCCUCCUCCUCUUCUUCCUCCUUAUCAGCAAAAACACAAAAUCAAGAAGUGUGAGAAAAGAAAAAAAAAAAAAAAAAGGAAAAAAAGAAUAUUUUUUUCCCUCUCUCCUGGCUUCUUGAAUCCUUCCAAUCUGCAAUUCUCUUUGUUUCUUGUUUCUCAUAUAGCAGCAACCCUAAUAAAGAAAGAAAAUAAAACCAGAGCAGAAUAGAUUUUUUAUUUGAACCAUGACCCUUGAUGACUCUUUAAGAUCUCUGUCUCUAGAUUACCUCAAUCUGCUCAUCAAUGGCCAAGCCUUCUCUGAUGUAACUUUCAGCGUAGAGGGUCGCUUAGUUCAUGCUCACAGAUGUAUUUUAGCAGCAAGAAGCCUCUUCUUUAGGAAAUUCUUUUGUGGACCCGACCCACCAUCGGGGCUAGACUCAUCCGGAUCAAGGAUAAACCCGGUGGGAUCACCGGGUUCGAGGCCAAGUGUUAUACCAGUGAACUCAGUGGGAUAUGAGGUGUUCUUGCUGCUGUUACAGUUCUUGUAUAGUGGCCAAGUCUCUAUUGUGCCUCAAAAGCAUGAGCCAAGGCCUAAUUGUGGUGAAAGAGGGUGUUGGCACACGCAUUGCACCUCAGCCGUUGAUCUUGCCCUUGACACUCUUGCUGCCGCUAGAUACUUUGGAGUUGAACAGCUUGCAUUACUCACUCAGAAGCAAUUGGCAACCAUGGUAGAGAAGUCUUCAAUUGAAGACGUCAUGAAAGUACUAAUUGCUUCAAGAAAGCAAGACAUGCACCAACUUUGGACUACUUGCUCUCAUCUAGUGGCCAAAUCAGGCCUGCCUCCUGAAGUUCUAGCUAAACACCUUCCGAUUGAUGUUGUGGCCAAAAUUGAAGAGCUACGUCUCAAAUCUUCCCUUGCUCGCAGAUCACUAAUGCCUCAUCAUCAUCACCACCACCACCACCACCACGAUCUUACUGCAGCAGCUGAUCUUGAGGACCAAAAGAUUCGAAGAAUGAGAAGGGCGUUAGACUCUUCUGAUGUUGAACUAGUGAAGCUUAUGGUUAUGGGUGAGGGCCUAAAUCUUGAUGAAGCAUUGGCUUUACAUUAUGCAGUUGAGAAUUGUAGCCGAGAAGUGGUUAAGGCCUUGCUUGAACUAGGUGCAGCCGAUGUCAACUAUCCGGCCGGGCCUGCAGGGAAAACCCCACUUCACAUUGCAGCAGAAAUGGUGUCGCCGGACAUGGUUGCCGUUCUUCUAGACCACCAUGCUGAUCCUAAUGUAAGAACCGUUGAUGGUGUGACUCCACUCGACAUUCUUCGAACCCUAACCUCUGAUUUCUUGUUUAAGGGGGCAGUCCCGGGGUUAGCUCACAUUGAGCCCAACAAGCUUAGGCUGUGUCUUGAGCUUGUCCAAUCUGCAGCUUUGGUUAUUUCACGUGAAGAAGGAAGUGUUAAUGCACCUACUUCAACUCCAAUUUAUCCACCCAUGAGCGAAGAACAUAACAGCAGCAGCAACAGUAGCAAUCUUGCUAACCUGAAUCUUGGUUCAAGAUUGGUUUACCUAAAUCUUGGAGCUACUGGUUCAGGCCAAAUGGGACCAAGAAUGGAAGGAGAUGAUGAUAAUAGCCAUAACAGCCACAGAGAUGCCAUGAGUCGGCACGAUCCAACAAUGUACCACCACUGUCGGGAGUUCUAGCUCAACUCUCCACAACAUAUAUAUAAGAAAAUAUAUAAAUCUUCUAUGUAUAAUAUAUAUAUGUCGAUGAAGGAGGAGGACAAAAGCCAAGUAAAAAAACUUCAUGAAAGCUCAAGGAGAAGGAGGUUAUUAUUAUCAUUAUUAACAUUGGAUUAUAUAUAUCCCUUUCUUGUCAGUUCUUUCUUUCACUUGCUUUCUUUUCUUUUCUUUUCCUUUAGCUGUUUUCUCUUUUUUAUUCUUUUUUUCCCCUCUCUUUCUCUCUGUUGGUUGUGGGUAUGUUUUGAUUUUUGUAGGCUUUCAAUGAUCAUUAUCAUACGAAGAAGUGCAUUCAAUGGAGAUGGGAUAUAUCUUUUCUCAUCUGAUGAGACAAGGAGAAUCUGAGCUUUUGAACUCUCUCUCUCUCUCUUGAGAUGGGUGGUGAUAUGAUCUAAGAGGAGGAGAUAGAAGAAGCAAAGAGAGAGAGUGUGAAAGAGAGACACAGGUCAAUCUUUUCAAACUCGGCCUGUCAACUCCUUUGUAUUUAUUGAUAAAUCUAAUAUCAUCACCUAUUUAUUGCUCCCUUUUA
Manihot esculenta (cassava) is the source of this 2348-nucleotide messenger RNA. RefSeq names its product BTB/POZ domain and ankyrin repeat-containing protein NOOT2. Gene Ontology annotation, molecular function: protein binding. The coding region runs from base 335 to 1783 and encodes 482 amino acids. NCBI's taxonomy places the organism in Eukaryota, Viridiplantae, Streptophyta, Magnoliopsida, Malpighiales, Euphorbiaceae. Gene Ontology annotation, biological process: plant organ development. The transcript has 2 exons. The record is from RefSeq and is a predicted model, not a curated record.